This is a messenger RNA of Sturnus vulgaris (Common starling), 2659 nucleotides long. NCBI's taxonomy places the organism in Eukaryota, Metazoa, Chordata, Aves, Passeriformes, Sturnidae. The record is from RefSeq and is a predicted model, not a curated record.
AGACAUGGCGGCCAACAUGUACCGAGUGGGAGAUUAUGUUUAUUUUGAAAAUUCUUCCAGCAAUCCAUAUCUCAUUAGGAGAAUUGAAGAACUUAACAAGACUGCCAAUGGGAAUGUGGAAGCAAAAGUGGUGUGCUUUUACAGGCGAAGAGAUAUUUCUAACAGCCUUAUAAUGCUUGCAGAUAAGCAUGCUAAAGAAGUUGAAGAAGAGUCUGAAACUACAAUUGAGGUUGAUUUGACUGAUAAACAGAAACAUCAGUUGAAGCACAGAGAGCUUUUCCUUUCUCGCCAGUACGAGUCCCUACCAGCAACGCAUAUCAGGGGAAAAUGCAGCGUUGCACUUCUGAAUGAGACAGAAUCUGUGCUAUCAUACCUGGAGAAAGAGGAUGCUUUUUUUUAUUCAUUGGUGUAUGAUCCAUCAUUGAAAACGCUUUUAGCAGACAAGGGAGAAAUCAGAGUGGGGCCUAGAUAUCAAGCAGAUGUGCCAGACAUGCUUGUGGAAGGAGAAUUAGAUGACAGAGAACAGGCAAAGCUGGAAGUAAAAGUAUGGGAUCCAGAUAGUCCCCUUACUGACCGUCAGAUUGACCAGUUUUUAGUUGUAGCACGUGCGGUUGGCACGUUUGCUCGAGCCUUGGACUGCAGUAGUUCUGUCAGGCAACCCAGUUUACACAUGAGUGCAGCUGCUGCUUCCCGAGACAUCACACUGUUUCAUGCAAUGGACACACUGCACAAACACAACUAUGAUCUGAGCAGUGCCAUCAGUGUUCUAGUGCCACUGGGAGGGCCUGUCUUGUGUAGAGAUGAAAUGGAAGAGUGGUCAGCAUCAGAAGCCAGUUUAUUUGAAGAGGCUUUGGAGAAGUAUGGCAAGGACUUCAAUGACAUUCGACAAGACUUUCUCCCUUGGAAGUCGCUGACUAGCAUCAUUGAGUAUUAUUACAUGUGGAAAACCACUGACAGAUAUGUGCAGCAGAAACGUCUGAAAGCAGCUGAAGCAGAAAGUAAAUUGAAACAAGUAUACAUCCCCACCUACAAUAAACCAAAUCCCAAUCAAAUAUCCAGCAACAAUGGGAAACCUGCUGCAGUCAACGGAGCAAUGGGAGCCUCUUACCAGGCACAAGCCACAGUAAUAGGUCGGGCUUGUGAAAGCUGUUAUACUCCGCAGUCUCACCAAUGGUAUUCUUGGGGCCCUCCUAAUAUGCAAUGUAGGUUGUGUGCAUCUUGCUGGAUUUAUUGGAAGAAAUAUGGUGGCCUGAAAAUGCCCACACAGACAGAUGAAGAUAAACUGUCUUCCAGCCAACCUACAGAGGAGCCGCCCGUCCGGACUCACCUGUCGCGCCAGGCCACGCAGGGCACCCCGGUGCGGAACACGGGCAGCCCCAAGUCGGCGGUGAAAACUCGGCAGGCGUUCUUCCUCCACACCACGUGCUGGACAAAACUGGCCCGGCAGGUCUGCAAAAACACCCUGCGCCUGCGGCAGGCAGCGCGACGCCCCUUUGUCCCUAUUAACUGUGCUGCCAUUAAGGCAGAAUAUGCAGAUCGACAUUGUGAACUUUCUGGGAAUCCUCUGAAGAUAAAAAGCACCAGAAAACCACUGUCAUGUAUCAUUGGGUAUUUAGAGAUACAUCCUGCCGUGAAACCCAAUGUAAUCAGGUCAACACCAAGCCUUCAAAGUCCAAGUGCAAAACGACUGCUUGCACCCUCCAAUCACUCUUCAUUAAGUAUUUUGGGGAAAAGAAACUAUAGCCAUCAUAAUGGUCUUGAUGAAUCAUCCAGCCAUACAACAAGAACAAUCAUGCACGCUGCUCCCCACAUCCAUAUGACUAAUGGCAAGGCCUUGCAAGCCAGUGCAAGUGCCAUUAAGACAAGCACCAUUCCAGUAAUCAAGAGACAGAGGCAAAAUUGGCUUGAUGCUUCAGACGAUGGUUUCUUUAUAGCCACAGAAGAGACCAGUGCUGAAGCAGUUAGAAACCUUCUCACGAAAAAUCCGUAAGAAGUUCACCAGAUCACAGCUGAAAAGAGCUUCCAGAGCGCCUUGUUCUCCAAUCAUGGCAAAGUCAAAGUCUCUCAUGAACAAUAGGCCAGGAUCCAUCAUACACUGAAGAUAUAACAGCAUCAGCACCAUAAUAAUGUCAAAAUCGUGUUUCAUUGUGAAUGCAGACAUAACAGGACUUCCCACAUCUCUGAGACUGAAACAUUGUGUGGACAUAUUGUGGCUGGGUUCUGUGUUCUGGGCAGGAUCCAACAGCAGCCCUUGUUUUCCCUCAUCUCUGCAAGGGCUACUUGUGGUUCACUGUACAGGCUAUCCUGGAUUCCCUCCGUUCCCAGACAACAGUGUUGGCUGGUCAGGGAGGGGCUGUUUGCACUGGCCCCACUGAAUGGAUGCAGAGUCCACCCAUCACAUUUGUCUAUGCCUUCUAGUGGCUCAGCAAAAAUAUGCAGCUUUCAAAACUAUUGCAGUGUCUUUAAAGCAGGAUUUAGCCUUGAAGGGUUACAUUUUCAAACAGAACUGCAGAUUUGGAGUGUUCAUAUUUUUCAGUGUUGGCUUGAGUCACCUUGGAUUUGAUUUUUCUAUAUUGAAUGUCCACAAGGACAAGGUAUUGUUCAGUAGUUCUGAAAGUUAGACAGAAUUAGAAAAUGCCCAUAAUUUGUGGCCAAUUUU